GUUGUGGGGAUAACCCUUUGUUCCGUUGUCUCCAUUUAUCCAAACCCAAGGUUUCACUCUCUCACUCUCCACCACUGUCCGUGACUCUGGGAAGACAUCUCAAAUUUGAUGAAAAUAAUAAUAACAUAAUUAACAAUAGCUGUAAACUGAAAUUCAGAGGAAAAAAUGGGGUCUCUUCCUCUCACCAGUAGUAAACCCUGGUUUUCACCAGAAAAAACAACAAGAAGAAGAGCCAUUUCUCUGAAUCAGAGAGUGAAGGUCUUCGCCUCACGAUCACGAAAUGAAGGAGAAAAAGAACCACCUAAACUCGACAGCCACGACCUCAUGGAACUCAAAUUCGGUCGGUUACUCGGAGAGGACCCCAAGCUCACCCUUGCCAAGAUAAUGGGAAGAAAGGUCAAUCCUGAUGCUUCUUAUCUUGAUAUUGAGAAAGCCUUUUAUAAGAACAAGGGUAAAAUUGUGGAAGUGGAGGAAGUUCCAUUUGAAGGCUCUAAGGGAGGGAGCUCAUCAAGGAAAUUUGAUGACCUGGGUUUGGUUCGUCCUGUUCCUGCUAAGGGGAUGAAAUUUAAAUCCGAUAAUAACAAACCUGCAUUGGAGAUUAAGAAACCCGUUCGAGCGGAUAAUAAGGAGGUGGGUGUUAGGAAGAGUAGUGUUCCCCAUGUUAUUCUCAGGAAGCCGGCCGCGCUUAAAGAUGACAGCGAUGGGGACACGUUGACGUCGAGGUUGAGAAUGAGGCCAAAUCUGUCGCUGAAAAUGCAGGAUGAGCAAGUCAAGGCCCGGUUUAGUGACAUGACCCUGUUGAGGAAGCCUGAAGCGGCAAUCCAAGAGCCUUCUUCUAGUGUGGACGACCAAGGGAACUAUGACGGUGAGUUGAAGAUGUGGAACGGAGAGUUAAGUGAUGAAAUUGGUGGCUUUACCUUGUUGGAACGGCCACACAAACCAAGUGGUGAAAAAGAGGAGAGUGGUGAACGAGAAAUGUUAGAAGUGAAUGUCAUGAUCCCAAAUGAUGGAUUGGAGCAACAUGAGGAGAGACAGCUGGAGUUCCAUGAGGAGUCGACUGAUUUAGGUCAGUUGUCAGAUGAUUCUAGAGUGGAGUUGUCCGUGGAAGCUGCGCUACAGGCAAAGCCAAAAAGACUAGAUCAAUAUGUGAAACAAGCCUCAAAAUUGGUUGGAGAAGAGGGUGCUUCCCUUAAUAUUGGAGCUCGCACAAACAAGGAUGAUUUAGGGAAAGUUGUUGAUAUGUCAGAUUUCCAGGAAAGCGAAGAUGCUGAUUGGACCAGGGCACAAGAUUUGAUUAAGACUGGAGAUAGAGAAGAUGUGGAACUAGUAAGCUGCAAUACCAAAGGGUUCAUUGUUUCUUUUGGUUCCUUGGUAGGAUUUCUGCCAUACCGUAAUCUGGCUUCCAAGUGGAAAUUCUUAGCUUUUGAGUCAUGGUUAAAACAGAAGGGCUUAGAUCCAUCAAUAUACAAGCAAAACUCAGGCACUAUUACAAGUUUUGAUGCUGAAAUUAAGAAUCUGUCUCCUGAUUCUCCUCCAUCUCUGGAGAUUGAUGGUAAAGUUGAAGAUAGAAUUUCACCAGAUAUGAAAUUGGAAGAUCUUCUAAGGAUUUAUGACCAAGAGAAACUUAAGUUCUUAUCUUCAUUUGUUGGGCAGAAAAUUAAAACAAAUGUGUUAGUAGCAGACAGAAAAAUGAGAAAGCUCAUAUUCUCUCUAAGACCGAAAGAGAAGGAAGAAUUAGUUGAGAAGAAGAGAAAUCUCAUGGCUAAACUUCAAGUUGGGGAUAUAGUAAAAUGUCGUGUCCAGAAAAUUGCUUACUUUGGGAUUUUUGUUGAGGUUGAAGAAGUCUCUGCAUUAAUUCAUCAGUCUGAAUUAUCGUGGGAUGCCACUUUGAACCCAGCAUCAUAUUUUCAGAUUGGUCAGGUUCUGGAGGCAAAAGUUCACCAAAUAAACUUUGCUCUUGAGCGCAUAUUUUUAUCAUUGAAGGAGGUCAUGCCUGAUCCAUUAAUGAAUUCCUUAGAGGCUAUAGUUGGGGAUCAUGACCCCUUAGAUGGAAGACUGAAAGCAGCUCAAACAGAUGUAGAGUGGCCAGAAGUGGAUUCCCUUGUCGAAGAAUUGCAAAAGAUUGAGGGAGUCCAGUCUGUUUCAAAAGGCCGUUUUUUCAGAAGCCCUGGAUUAGCUCCAACUUUUCAGGUUUAUAUGGCAUCCAUCUUUGAGGAUCAGUAUAAGUUACUUGCUCGAUCUGGAAACAAAAUACAAGAGGUGAUUGUUCAAACCUCUUUAGAUAAAGAAAGGAUGAAGUCAGCUGUUAUGACAUGUGCAAACAGAGUAGAAUAAUUGUGGUUGGUGACAUGACAGUAAGCCUAUUGUUGAUUGCUUUUUUGGUGAUUGUACAUUCUUUCGGGGAGUGCAGGCUGCAAUAUAAGGAGUUUUUCAAGCUAAUUUAUACAUGAGGAUUGGUGGGAGGAUCAAAUUUUUCUUUCUUUGUAAAAAAUUAGUAAUAAAGGCAUAUUUCUAACUUCUGGGGAGACGUGUUGGGGGUGAGAGGAGGGGUUGCAUAUAAAGAACAUGUUCUUAGUCAACAUAUAAAGGACAAGUAGAAAAAACUCGAAUCCUUGCUCUUGGAUCAAGUGAUGCCAUUUCUUGUUUGCCACUUUGCCUUGUCCACUGCGACCGCUGAGAAAUUGUUGAUCAUUGUGGUUGGUUAAUAUAAGCUUAUUAGACAGAUUUAUUUAAAAAAGUUGAUGAAUUUCCUAGCGAGUUGUUAAACAAAAUAGUCAGUGUUAAAUAAGUUGACUCUAUUUAUUUAAAUGAUGGAUGCUGAGUAUUGUAGUUUUGAUUGCAA
Messenger RNA from Glycine soja, 2842 nucleotides. RefSeq lists its product as uncharacterized. The transcript is spliced from 14 exons. NCBI's taxonomy places the organism in Eukaryota, Viridiplantae, Streptophyta, Magnoliopsida, Fabales, Fabaceae. The record is from RefSeq and is a predicted model, not a curated record. Bases 166 to 2334 code for a protein of 722 amino acids. Gene Ontology annotation, molecular function: nucleic acid binding.